AUGCCUACCGCAUUCCUUGGUUGUCGCGCCGCUGUUCAAGCGUUCGAAGUCGGCAUUGACCUCUUCUCGCGUUCCCACCUCAACGCUAUGUCUGAGGCCGAGAUUAUGGCUACGCUAUACCGCCUGCAUAGUUAUAUGUUAGCAUUGUUUUCAGACAUCCUUGCUCGUCCUGGUGGUCCUACGCCACACAAGUCUCAUUUACUGGCGUCCGUUUACAAUGCCGCCCAACGCGUUGAAGAACACAACCAAAGGCGAAUGCCUAGACUCCAGCUUUACCAUGGGUUUCUACCAAGCCCUGGCCCAGAGUCCCUGCCAGUUUCCUCGCCUGACUUGACGCCGCCUGUCCCUGUUCGAAGGUCGAAGCGUACUCGUGCCAUGGUUCGAGAUCAUCGAUCCUCUGUCUACAACGCCCUUGAAGCUGGCUAUUGGCCCUGUAAACAACACAAGAUUAUUGAGAAACCCUCGUCUGACGACGAGGCCAUCCAACAUCCCAACCAUUCCCGUUCAAGCUCGUCGGACUCUGUGCCUCUCGCUAGGCCUUUGCAUGCAGACAAGGGCAAGGCUCGCGCCAAGACGCCUCCGCCUGUUGCAGGUUCAUCUCAAGUUGACAAGGGAAAGGCUCGGGCGAGGACUCCUCCUACUACUCGUAGUUCCGCCAAGCGUACUGCCGUUAAGCCACCGGUGGUCAAGCAGAAGGAAACUUCUGUUCAACCCAAGUGUCGCGGUCACCCUCGUAAGAAGUCUCCCGUUAUCUUCCAAGAGCCCAUCGUGUUCGACAAGAAGCGAUUUAAACGUGCCACCGCUAGAUUUGGGCUUAAAGAGCUCCCCGCAGUUCUUAAGGGUACACAAAUCCACAUGCCCGAACCUUGCCUUCAGUGCUCCGCACGCAUUCGCCAUCGUCGCGACGCCAAUCUUCGAGAGUUCGCAAACGCCAUCGCGGACCUGUGUCUCACCGCCGAGCCUGGAACUCUUCUAGGCACUGUUUUCGAGACUCGCAAGGAGUUCGGCUCGUGGUACAGCUUCGUUCAAGACUUUGUAGAUACUCAGGGGGUCCCAGUGCCUGCGGGUUCAACGACGGCCGAUUUGGAGAGACUCGUCUCGCUUUUUCAGCAAGACGAUUCUCCUCCCAUUGCUGGGCCUUCAUCUCUGACACCUUGUCAACGCCGCGUCUGCUCGCUGUCCCUUAUUCCUUCUAUCGCCGCUGCUUCGCCUGGUCUUCCACCUUCCGCCCAUUCUCAGGAGGAGGAGGAGGAGGUUAUCGACGAGCUUGUUGACGAGGAAAUCUUGACUUUGUCUUUCUUGAACUUUGAGAUUUGUUCCUAA
Laccaria bicolor S238N-H82 is the source of this 1323-nucleotide messenger RNA. RefSeq lists its product as uncharacterized. The transcript has 9 exons. The record is from RefSeq and is a predicted model, not a curated record. The coding region runs from base 1 to 1323 and encodes 440 amino acids. NCBI's taxonomy places the organism in Eukaryota, Fungi, Basidiomycota, Agaricomycetes, Agaricales, Hydnangiaceae.